Messenger RNA from Linum trigynum, 1848 nucleotides. Lineage: Eukaryota; Viridiplantae; Streptophyta; Magnoliopsida; Malpighiales; Linaceae. The record is from the annotation of a GenBank genome assembly.
AUGCCAUGUCGAUCGCGAGAAACGCAUACUUGCUUCUUCCUCCUCUCUUCCUUGGCAAUUCAGGAGAGAAGAGCUGAAAUUAGUAGAUCCAGAGAUCUGAGCUUGGCGCUUCUUCAAUUAUGUAGAUCUCUUAGGUUUGGCGAUGCGUCCAUUAGCAUUGGAAUUUUCAGAUUUAGAUUCAAUUCAGAUUCUUCUGUGAUUGAUUCAGAGCCCGGUGCUUUUGCAAUUGAUAAGUUCGUAUUGCUGACUGAAUUUUCGGUUGUGCUUGCAGCUUCUAUUGUAACCAAGUCUGGGAAAGUUCUUGUCUCCAGGCAGUUUGUGGACAUGUCUCGUAUACGGAUUGAAGGUCUUCUGGCUGCAUUCCCCAAGUUGGUGGGUACAGGAAAGCAACAUACAUAUGUUGAGACUGAGAAUGUGCGCUAUGUGUACCAGCCAAUUGAGCUUAUGUACUUACUGCUGGUGACAAAUAAGCAGAGCAACAUUCUUGAAGAUCUUGAGACUCUUCGACUCCUCUCUAAGCUGGUACCCGAGUAUGCUAUGUCUCUUGAUGAAGAGGGUAUUUGCAAGACAGCUUUUGAGUUGAUUUUUGCAUUUGAUGAGGUCAUCUCUCUUGGGCACAAGGACAAUGUAACUGUUGCCCAGGUGAAGCAGUACUGUGAGAUGGAGAGUCAUGAAGAGAAAUUGCACAAGCUGGUGCUUCAGAGCAAGAUCAAUGAAACCAAGGAUGUCAUGAAGCGAAAAGCUAGUGAGAUUGACAAAAGCAAGCUUGAAAAGAAUCGGGGCGAGAAGGGAGGAUUCAUGUCUCUACAAUCAAUGGGCUCUGGAAGAGUCGAGAGUAGCUUCAAUGAUAUGAGUCUUUCUAGCAGUGGGAGUGGUUUUGGAAGUGGUUCUGGGUUUGGAUUGAACACUGAUGUUGACUCGUUCUCUAACAAGUCAAAAGGUCGUCCACCCUCAUCUGCUACUGCACCCGCUAAAGGUCUUGGCAUGCAACUUGGUAAAACUCAAAGGACAAACCAGUUUUUGGAGUCUCUGAAGGCAGAAGGUGAAGUCAUCAAUGAAGAUGUGCAACCGAGCACAGGUCAAGUAAGAGCUGUUGCAGCACCACUAACUGACCCGAUCACUCUUACUGUUGAAGAGAAGCUGAAUGUUACACUGAAACGGGAUGGUGGAAUCAGCAACUUUGAUGUUCAAGGACAAUUGUCACUUCAGAUUCUUAACCAGGAAGAUGGGCUGAUCCAAGUUCAGAUUGAAACUAGCCGGAACCAAGGUGUCAUUUUCAAGACUCAUCCGAACAUGAACAAGGAACUAUUUGCAAAUGAAAAUAUUCUGGGCUUGAAGGACCCAAAUAGGCCUUUUCCUACUGGUCAAACUGGUGAUGCUGCUGGAGUUGGUCUUUUGAAGUGGAGAAUGCAAAGUGGAGAUGAGUCAAUGGUGCCACUAAUAAUCAACUGCUGGCCCUCUGUGUCUGGAAAUGAGACAUAUGUCAGCAUUGAAUAUGAAUCUUCGUCCGCCUUUGAUCUGCAGAAUGUGUUAAUCUCAGUUCCUCUUCCAGCUCUAAGAGAGGCACCACGUGUCAGGCAGGUUGAUGGAGAGUGGAGGUUUGAUUCCCGAAAUUCGGUUUUGGAAUGGUCUAUUCUUCUUAUCGAUAACUCGAACCGCAGUGGAUCAAUGGAGUUCGUUGUACCCCCAGCAGAUGCAUCGGCUUUCUUCCCCAUUUCUGUCCGAUUUUCAGCUGCUAGCACAUACAGUGAUGUGAAGGUUGCCACUGUCAUUCCUCUCAGAGGCGGAGCUCCUCCAAAAUUCUCUCAGAGGACGCAGUUGAUUACGGAGAAUUACCAAGUAGUCUGA